Molecule: messenger RNA, 6113 nt
Organism: Ricinus communis (castor bean)
Lineage: Eukaryota; Viridiplantae; Streptophyta; Magnoliopsida; Malpighiales; Euphorbiaceae
Product: pentatricopeptide repeat-containing protein At4g30700
Exons: 3
Coding region: 392-2767 (791 amino acids)
Biological process (GO): RNA modification
Molecular function (GO): RNA binding; zinc ion binding; protein binding
Source: RefSeq, a predicted model, not a curated record
UAAUUGCGUUUAGAGAAAAGAAAAGAAAAAAAGAAAGAAAGAGAAAGAGAAAGGAGACAGAAUGACAGCCUGGGAGUCUAGGAAAACAGGUCCAAGAUGCCAAACCUCUUCUUACAUUUGAAAUUGGACAAUGUCAUAGAGCAGAGAUGAGUAAUCUGUCUCAAGCCCAGCUGGUUCCAGCCUCGAGCACAGGUCUAAUAACACCAAAGUUUCAGGGCCUGAUAAAGCGCACCCAAGCCUGCAUUUCUGAUCAGGUUUGCGUACUCGAUAAAUUUCCCACUGUACACACUUUUCUGAGGAAUUGGGGGAUAGAUGUUAGGAUGACGUAUUGUGUUUCCCGCCCCUUUCUCAAACUAUGAAGAACUAUUGUAACUAAAAAUACCGGUAACUAAUGUCUUUGAAAAGCAUAAUAUCAACAACUUGUGCUCCUCAUACUCGCCAUUUCUUCCUCAAUCUCCUCAAUAAAUCCACUACUCUUUCGCACUUAACCCAACUCCACGCCCACCUCCUCCUUCACGGUCUCCAAAACGACAUCGCAGUUGCCACAAAACUCACCCAUAAACUCUUUAAUUUUAACGCCACCAGCCACGCUUCUGCCCUAUUCUUCACCAUUCCAAAACCAGACCUUUUCCUCUUCAAUGUCCUCAUAAAAGGCUUCUCCAACAAUAACUCUCCUUUAUCUGCGAUUUCCCUGUUUACCCAUUUGAGAAAAAGCACUGAUCUUUACCCCGAUAACUUUACUUAUGCUUUUGUUGUAUCUGCCGCUAGGAAUUUUGGGGAUGCAAAGAUUGGGUUUUCACUGCACGGGAGGGUUAUUGUUGAUGGGCUUAGUUCAGAUUUAUUUGUUGGAUCUGCUCUUGUUGAUAUGUAUUUUAAACUUUCUCGCGAGGAUAUUGCACUUAAAGUGUUUGAUAAGUUGCCUGAGAGAGAUACUAUUUUAUAUAACACAAUGAUUUCCGGGUUGGUGAGAGUUUGUUGUUAUGAGGACUCUAUUAGACUUUUUAAGUAUAUGAUUUCCGGUAAUGGACCUCAGUUUGAUUCAACUACAGUUAUUGCUGUAUUGCCUGCUUUAGCUGAAUUACAGGAGUUGAGAUUAGGGACGGAGAUUCAAUGUUUGGCUAUCAAGCUUGGUUUUCUUUCUCAUAUUUCUGUGGUUACGGGUUUGAUUUCAUUGUAUUCAAAAUGUGGGGAUGUCGAUACUGCCAGUAUAUUGUUUACGGAUAUCGGUAGAAAAGAUUUGAUAUCUUAUAAUGCUAUGAUAUCUGGGCUUACUUUCAAUGGUGAGACAGAGUCUUCAGUGAGAUUGUUUGAAGAAUGGCUUGAUUCUGGAGAGAAGGUUAAUUCCAGCUCAAUUGUUGGGUUGAUUCCUGUAUAUUGCCCUUUUGGUUAUUUACCUCUUACUAACUGCAUUCAUGGUUUUGGUGUCAAAUCUGGUAUUGUUUCCCAUUCUUCUGUUGCAACUGCAUUGACUACAGUAUAUAGUAGGUUAAAUGAAAUGGAAGCAGCACGUCAGUUAUUUGAUGAAUCUUCAGAGAAAACUUUAGCUUCUUGGAAUGCCAUGAUAGCAGGUUAUACACAAAAUGGUGCAACAGAAAAGGCAAUUUCUCUUUUCCAGGAAAUGCAGAUGUAUAAUAUCAGUCCAAAUCCUGUCACAGUUACAAGUAUUCUUUCAGCUUGUGCUCAACUUGGAGCCUUGACUCUAGGAAAAUGGAUUCAUGGUUUAGUUAAGUUUAAGAGCUUUGAGUACAAUGUAUAUGUUUCAACUGCUUUAAUUGAUAUGUAUGCAAAGUGUGGAAGCAUUUUGGAGGCUCGUCGGUUAUUUGACUCUAUGCCAGAGAAGAAUGAGGUAACUUGGAAUGCCAUAAUAUCUGGAUAUGGUCUUCAUGGGCUUGGACAGGAAGCUCUAAAACUCUUCUAUGAGAUGCUGAAUUGCGGUAUUCAACCAACUAGAGUCACUUUUCUUUCUGUAUUAUAUGCAUGCAGUCAUGCUGGUUUAGUAAGAGAAGGAGAUGAAAUCUUCCAUAGCAUGGUCCGUGACUAUGGUUUUGUACCCUUAGCUGAGCAUUAUGCAUGCAUGGUUGACAUCCUUGGUCGAGCUGGACAAUUGAAACGUGCUUUGGAAUUUAUCAAGGGAAUGCCAGUUGAUCCAGGUCCUCCUGUAUGGGGCGCAUUGCUUGGUGCAUGCAUGAUUCACAAGGACACUAACCUAGCCCGUGUGGCUUCUGAAAGGCUAUUUGAAUUGGACCCACAAAACAUGGGUUACUACGUCUUGAUGUCAAAUGUUUACUCUGCUGAAAGGAACUAUCGACGCGCUGCUUUGGUGAGACAAACAGCUAAAAAUAGAAAGCUGACGAAGACUCCUGGCUGCACCUUAAUCGAGGUUGGCCAGGUUCCACAUGUCUUCACAUCUGGUGACUGGUCUCAUACACAAUCAACAGCAAUCUAUGCAGAGCUAGAGAGAUUAACUGGAAAGAUGAAGGAGGCUGGAUUUCAGCCAGAGACUGACACUGCUUUGCAUGAUGUAGAGGAGGAAGAGAAAGAACUAAUGAUGAAAGUUCACAGUGAGAAGUUAGCCAUUGCUUUUGGCCUUAUUUCCACUGCACCUGGAACCGAAAUUAGGAUUAUAAAGAAUUUACGUGUUUGUUUAGACUGUCAUACUGCAACCAAGUUUAUAUCUAAGAUCACAGAGAGGGUUAUAGUGGUCAGGGAUGCUAAUAGGUUCCAUCAUUUCAAGGAUGGCGUGUGUUCUUGUGGAGAUUAUUGGUGAUAAAAUUGGACUAAAGUUUGUGAGUUUAGAACAAUCAACAUUUAUGAGAUUCCAUUGGCCGGAAAUGAGGAAGUUCGAAGCCCAUUCAAUCAUUGGUUCUGUUCAGAUGCUUAUCAAGUAAUGUUUAAGGCAUUUUGAUCCAUCAUCUUGUUGAAGAACAUUAGAUGCACAUAUCAAAGAAGAAAAGGUAUACAAACUUCUCAGCAGUUGAUUCCACAUUGCUUGGUGUCAGGUCCCUUGGUUUUCAUGACAAAUGGGUCUAUUCGAACCCAAAGCAAGGAGAAGAUCGAAGCCAAGAGGACUGACCAGAUAACAACAAUGGUUGGUGUUCUGUUUUGCCGCCCCAUUAGACCUUUCAGGAAUGGGUAAAGAUGGACAAUCACCCAGAAGGCAAAGAAGAGCUUCCCAAAUAGAGGGCCCCAUGAUUGGUAUCCAUUGUUUAUAGCGUCUGAGACUCCAGCAACAACUCCUACAAGGUUGAUGAUUAAGAUGGUAGUCGGUGGUAUCAGGAGGGUUGUCCAUUUAAAUGCAUAUAGUUCAGCAAAAUCCUCAUCAUCAGUUGCCUUUGAAGUGACUGUGAAGUUUGUGUCAAUACCAGCUAAAACCUUCAGAAGACCUUGCACAACAGCAAAGAGGUGAGCUGAUAUACCACCAAUGACCCAGAAUUGCUCAUUUCUCCACCAUUCUUCAAUGCUCACUCCACUCCAUCUUAAUUCGAGAAUACCCGUGCCAAAAAUUGAUAGGAACAGAGCAAUGAAGAAUAGACUUGCAAAGGUGCUUAUCUGGAUUGUAAACAAAUCAGAAACAGGUUAACUAACAAAGUUACUAACAUUUGAGAAUUCAUUAUGAAUCUCAUGUGUUAAGCUAAUGCUGAAGAUUAAUUUCAACUGAUGGAUAAAAUUUAUUGUAUCUUCUGGAGCUCUGCAUGUUGUAUAUAGUAAUUUUUUGCUUAAGAUUCAGUAGACAAAAGCAGUUUUCAUUUACCUCUGGCAUGAUAAAUUUGUCAGUCAGCAAGCAAAUGGCAGGAAGGGUACAAUAGGCAAGAAGUGGCAAGGAGGUGAAAGGAUAGACAGUUGUAUUCACAUAUGCAAAUCUCUCAAGCCACUUGAGCUUUCCUUCUUUGUAGCCAUACCAGCAAGGGCUGUGACGACUAAAGAAUAUCUCAACGGAACCAAGAGCCCAUCGAAGCACUUGAUUGAGCCGAUCUGACAAGUUGAUGGGAGCUGAACCCUUAAAUGCAGGUAACUUUGGCAUGCAGUAGAUGGACCUCCAUCCACGGCAAUGCAUCUUGAAACCCGUAAGGAUAUCCUCUGUAAUUGAUCCAUAAAUCCAGCCCAGCUGCAGAGGUAAAAGUAACAUUAUUCAAGUGAUUAGAAGUUUUACCUGAAAUAGCUAUGAGAGGAUCGUGACUAAUGAUACCUCAAGUCCCCAGUCGGUCUUGUCCUCAUAGCCACAACUGAUGACGUGGAUGGCUUCUUUAAGCAGAGCUGCAGGACUGGAGGAAGGAGGAACACCACCUUCUUCCAUUAAAGUUGAAGUCACAAAAAUUGCCGACUUCCCGAAUUUCUUCUCAAAAUUCAUCUGUGACAUUAAGAGCUGCUUGUCAUCCUCUCCUGAAGAAGAAGAAGAUGAACAGGUCAGGAUUUUUGGGGGAAGGAAAAUUUGAGAAGCAAGUGACAAGUAGAAGAGUUAUUAGUGAGCUAUUGCUUUUGACCACCUUCAAGAUUUGCAACUUCUCCAUUUGCACCUUGCUUAGCAUUCUUCUUUUUGCGGCGUCCAAGACAUGGACAGCAGUCACACAUUACCAUCUUUGGGCGCUUGGGGCCCUUUGGAGGUAAAUAACCAUACAAAGCUUGCCUUCUGAAAACACAUCCUGUCCCGACAUAUACUGGACCCUGAAUUCCAUCUAGACCUUUCAUGUUAAUCUGCAGGAACAGAAAGAACAACAAAUAUUAGUUGAUUUCCUUCUCUGCACAAUUUUUACGGGAUAAAAGGAGAAUUUAUAUACAAAGAAAGGACUUACAUCAAAGAAAACAGUGUUUCUGUUUGCAUAUCGAUCGUGUCUAUCAAUACCAUCAAAUCUUUGAGGAAACUGUACAUAGCAAACUUUCUUUCCAAUCUGAGGAUCCAUCAAGAAACACAUGGCUUCUCGGACGGCCUUGCUGUUAUUUAUAUAAUGAUCACAAUCCAAGUUCAGCAUGAAAGGUGCAUUGGUGAGUACGGCGGAGACUCGAAUCUGAGAAAUUCCAAACAAGUUAUAUUAGUUAUUGCUACUUGCUAGGGUGAGUGAAUAUAAAAAGUUUAAGGUUGUUUUGACAGUUUAUUUAGUUUACCAGGGCAUUCAUGGCACCGGCUUUCUUGUGAUGUGCAAAUCCAGGCCUUUUCUCACGAGAGACAUAAACAAGGCGAGGAAGCUCAUUCCCUUCAACAUCAUGGCCUCCACUAUGACCAAGAAACACUUGAAUCAUACCAGGAUGAUCCUUGGUAUUGUUUCCAGGCCAUGGAGUUCCAUCUUGCAUAAUCCACCCCUCUGGAGGAACCUUCUGUGCUUUUGCUACAAUAGCAUUGAUCCGAACCUUGAAUUCUUCAUAUUCUCUCUGUCAAAGGCAAGAACAUCAUGAUACAUUAACCAAAACAGCUCCAAGUCUUACAAUGCUGUCAAAAUAAUCCUAAUUAUUUGGGUAGGCUAUAUCGCAAACCUUCAUAGCUCUACGUUCUUUAACAAAUGUAGGCUGCACUUUGUCCUUGAGAUAAUCCACCUUCAAAGUGAAGUACAUCUCAGGUGCUCGAGGCUCGAUGUUGAACUUCUUGCAGAAUGGAACCCAUUUCCGAGCAAAUUCAGCAGUUUCAGACAUGGCUUCAAAGGUGCACAUGGAAGCACCGUCAUCAGAGAGGUAGCAUGAGAUCUUCUCUACUGGGUAGUCCACAGAUAAGAUUGAGAGAAGUGUAUUUGCAGUCACAAGAGGGGGCUCCUUCAUUGGAUCCACAGUACUGACGAAGAAAUCCACAGGAGCUAGCAUAUUGGGCUCACCUUCCCGCUCAUAUCUGCAUUACACAACUUAUCAGUGCUAAAUCUAGACACAGAAGGUUAGGUCAUGCCAUAUAUUAGCUUCUGUGUGUAUCUCUGACAUUAUACAUUUCUCGACUAAGGUAUCUUUUCGGUGUGAUUAGGCUUAAUUACUAUGAAUCUCUUCAUAGUUCGAUUCGGUUCAACGGGACGAAGGUCCAUUUCUAAAGUGGGUUGCACUUGGAAAAUACUCCUUUAGAAGCUCGUGUAUUCUUUUAUUUCGGAAAAAAGAAAAAAACAUAAAUAUCUUUUUUUUAAUUAAAUUUACGGUUUGAUUUA